AACCACAGCAGCCAUCGGGGGAACCGAGGAGGAGAAAAGAGGGCGAGCGAGCGAGAGAGGGAGAGAUAAAAGGCGAGGGAAGGGAAGGGAAGGGAAGGCUACAGCAGCGGAGACAGAGGGUGGGAGAUACCAUACCACCAGCGGGCAGCGCGACAGCGAGCCAGGCCCGGCGCUCGGAAAGUGCGGAGCCGUUUCCCCUCCACCUCCACUCUCUCCAGGGCCAGCGAGGCCACCCACCCCAGCCAGGUGCUGGUGCUCCUGCUCUACCUCGCUGCGCUGCCCGCCACCCACCCACCGCCUACGUACGCGCGGGCGCUCGCCAUGUCGUCUCCCGCCGGCGGGUACGGCGGCGCCGAGGCCCACCACCACGGCCACAUGCUGCUUCACAGCCAUGCACACCACAUGGCGGCCGCCGCCGCCGCGUCGGGCGGGCAGCUCUACCACGUGCCGCAGCACAGCCGCCGCGAGAAGCUCCGGUUCCCGCCGGACGCCGCCGCGGAGGACUCACCGCCGACCCCCCUCGCCCCGCACCACCAGCACCACCAGGCCGGGGCGUGGCCUCCCCCGGCCUUCUACUCCUACGCGUCCUCCUCCUCCUCCUACUCACCGCACAGCCCCACGGUGCCGCAGGGCCAGCAGCUGGUGCUCAACGGGCUCACCGCCCAGCAGGUCACCGCGCAGCAGUUCCCGCACAUCCCCACGCACAACUUCUCGCUCUCCCUCUCCUCCGCCUCGUCCAAUCCCGCCACGGCGCCCCCGACGCCCAGGAAGCAGCAGGAGCCGGGAGGCGCCGGGCCGUGCGGUCCCUUCACCGGCUACGCCUCGGUGCUCGGGCGAUCCAAGUUCCUCGUCCCGGCGCAGAGGCUGCUGGAGGAGAUCUGCGACGUGGGAGGCGCGGCCGCGCACGCCGACCGCAGCCUCCCGGACGAGGGCCUGCUCGACGCAGACACGAUGGACGUCGCCGACGACGAGCUGGACGCCGCAGGCCCCAUGUACGGCGCCGAGCAGCAGUGGAAGAAGACGAGGCUCAUCUCCAUGAUGGAAGAGGUGUGCAAGAGGUACCGGCAGUACUACCAGCAGGUCCAAUCCGCGAUCGCCUCGUUCGAGACGGUCGCCGGGUUCAGCAACGCAGCCCCGUUCACGGCGUUGGCCCUGAGGGUGAUGGCCAAGCACUUCAAGACCAUCAAGGAGAUGAUACUGAGCCAGCUGCGCAACACCAGCAAGAUGCCGGUCAAGGGGUCGUCCAUGAGCAAGGACAUCACCAUCUUCGGCCUCGGCGGCGGCGGCGGCGCCCCCGUCGGCGGCUUCCAGAGAGGGAGCAGCGUGAACGGCUUCGGCCAGCCGCACAACAUCUGGCGCCCCCAGAGGGGCCUCCCCGAGCGCUCCGUCACCGUCCUCCGGGCUUGGCUCUUCGAGCACUUCCUGCACCCGUAUCCUACCGAUGGCGACAAGCAAAUGCUGGCCAAGCAAACUGGUUUAACAAGGAAUCAGGUGUCGAACUGGUUCAUCAACGCGAGGGUGAGGCUCUGGAAGCCAAUGGUGGAGGAGAUCCACAACCUGGAGAUGAGGCAGGUGCACAAGCAGUCACCGCACGACAAUGGCAGCCAGCACGGCGUCCACGGCCAUGCUCACCAGCCAUCGUCACAGCAGCAGCAGCAGCAGCGCAGCGGCAAGCGCUCCGAGCCCUGCGACUCGCACCUCGGCCAGUGCAGCGGCGUCACCAGGAACCACCACCACCACAGCAACCCUGCGGCCUCCUCCCAUGGUGGCGGCUUCCCGGACGACCUCUCCCAGAUGUCCCACUCCAUGCAGCAGGGCCAGGUGACCUUCGCCGGCUACGGCGCGCUGCCCUCCCAGUCCCAGCAGCACCAGCACCAGCACCAGCACAGCAGCAUGGCGUCGCCGCAGCACCCCCAUCAUCAGCAUCACGUCGGCGCCGCCGGGGCGGGUAACGGCGGCGGCGUGUCGCUCACCCUCGGCCUCCACCAGAACAACAGGGUCUGCUUCGGGGAGCCGCUGCCGGCCAACCUCGCGCACCGGUUCGGGCUGGAGGACGUCGUGAGCGACCCCUACGUGAUGGGCUCCUUCGGCGGCGGCCAGGACCGGCACUUCGCCAAGGAGAUCGGCGGCCACCUGCUCCACGAUUUCGUCGGGUGACCGAUGCUCAGCUCAGCUCAGCUCAGCUCGGCGCGCUCCACGCUGAUGCACAUUGUUGUAAUGUACGCACGCACUGCUGGUAAUCCUAGGCUGGUAUAUAAGUCGAUCAUCAAAAUCACUUGGCGGCUUGGCUUCACGAUCGGCAUGAAGAACACGGUCGAUUCCUUUGGAGGGCGGAUGAAACAUUGACAUGCCCUCACAUGUGUACUCCUACUAGAUCACCCAGGCAUGCAUGCCGUCCAACAUUCAAGCACCUUGUGGGCUACACAUAGCUUCAAAAUACCUUGUUCCAAAAGGUUUUAUAUGGUCUUCUGCCAUUUGUCCUAGAGCUUUUGGAUCAGCCUGUGGUAAUCAAUGAAAUGCAUGCAUGUGUUACCAUA
Hordeum vulgare subsp. vulgare (domesticated barley) is the source of this 2537-nucleotide messenger RNA. Its product is annotated as BEL1-like homeodomain protein 9. Gene Ontology annotation, biological process: regulation of transcription by RNA polymerase II. Bases 322 to 2157 code for a protein of 611 amino acids. NCBI's taxonomy places the organism in Eukaryota, Viridiplantae, Streptophyta, Magnoliopsida, Poales, Poaceae. The transcript has 4 exons. The record is from RefSeq and is a predicted model, not a curated record. Gene Ontology annotation, molecular function: RNA polymerase II cis-regulatory region sequence-specific DNA binding; DNA-binding transcription factor activity, RNA polymerase II-specific.